This is a messenger RNA of Corticium candelabrum, 1484 nucleotides long. RefSeq lists its product as uncharacterized. The transcript has 3 exons. Gene Ontology annotation, molecular function: protein binding. NCBI's taxonomy places the organism in Eukaryota, Metazoa, Porifera, Homoscleromorpha, Homosclerophorida, Plakinidae. Bases 117 to 1484 code for a protein of 455 amino acids. The record is from RefSeq and is a predicted model, not a curated record.
ACGAAGAGCUCUAUACAACAGAUACCUUCUCCAAAUCUCAGAUAUCUAACUAUUUCAGACCGCCAGAGUAAAGACAAAGUACAGAUAUCCGGAGACGCACAAAGUGUGUUUUCAAAAUGUUGAGAAGUUGUCGUGCAAAGCAAGUAUCUAUAACAACUACAAUAAUGUCAAUACUUAUCAUCAGUUUAUGUCUAUCUGUUGGGCAAUUUCAAAGCUUACGCAAGCGAAACAAAAGAUCCCACGAUAACAGGUUAACAACGACGAUAUCGUUUAAAUGUGAGAUCAUCACAUCUACAUUUGGAGAAUUUGACAUGAACACAAGAGGAUGGCAAACAUUUCACGGCUGGAUCAUCAAUGAACCAUACGUAGAAUCAGUGUCCUAUGGAAAGGUAGCUUACAGCGUCGAGAUUGGAAACCGAAAGCGACACCAUUUACUCAUUUCAGGAUCAGAGGACACAGGUUUACAAGAAAGCAACGAGGAUGGCAUAUUUGCAAACUGGUUGUACACUCUAGACACCAACUCGUGGCAGAACGUAGAUAAUGGAGACUUUCCUCCAAUAGAAUCAAGUCCUCUUUUGAUUCAAUUUUGCUCCAAGAUUGUUGCAUUUCAAUUCGGUUAUAUGUUUGAUAAUUUCUCUAUCCCCAGACAGGCCUGGGUAUUUGACACAGUAUCGCUGAACUGGCAGGAAACGCAACUGCACGGUUAUUCUCGUUUCUAUUUCAAUUUUGAUGACAAUGAGGUCGCUGCGGUUCUAGCUUUUCAGUCACAAACUAAUUGCUUAUGCAAUCAGUCUGCUUUUGUCUUGCUCUAUUCUUCCGACUUUAGAAGUUCUAUGCACGCAGUGCGAUGUGUAAAUCGAGAAGGCACUGAAAGCUACGAGUGGACUCACAUCAAAUCUAACAUUAAAGAAACGUCACAUUCUGCAGGCAAGUUUACAGCUUCUUCCUAUUCAGGUAAAAUCGUUCUUUAUAAUCCGGUCAAACAAACGUUGUGGACUUUUGAAAACGAGGCAUGGAAAUAUAUAACUGCAGUUCGAUAUCCUCUGCCAUUAAUUGGCGACGAGUCAUUACCACAAACAUUCCAUAGUGCUGUUACAACGAAAAACAGCAAUUUUAUCGUAUUCAACAUUUUUACUAAAAAAGUACUAAAUUUCAAUCUGAAAAGUAAUGAAUGUAUUAUUGAAGAUGUUGUAGGCAACAUUCCCGGUAAAAGGUAUAAUGUACAUACGAGCUUAGUUGAAGAUCAAAAGACAAUCGUCGUCUUUACAUACGAGGCAAUAUCCGGAAUAUCACAAGUUUGGAAAUUUAUCUAUGAAGUUAAAGUGUGGAUAUGGCAAAUAUUGUCACUGCCAGACCUUCACCCUGAUGCUAUAGAACUAUCAACCUACACUUUGAAAGAGAACUAUCUCACAUUAGCCCAACCAUUUACAGAUGAACUUGAACAAUACUAUUCUGGAUGUGGCAAAGGACGGAUACGAAGUUAG